Messenger RNA from Fundulus heteroclitus (mummichog), 1113 nucleotides. It is a transcript of the gene pigl, whose product is annotated as phosphatidylinositol glycan anchor biosynthesis, class L. Bases 53 to 865 code for a protein of 270 amino acids. The transcript has 7 exons. Gene Ontology annotation, cellular component: endoplasmic reticulum. NCBI's taxonomy places the organism in Eukaryota, Metazoa, Chordata, Actinopteri, Cyprinodontiformes, Fundulidae. The record is from RefSeq and is a predicted model, not a curated record. Gene Ontology annotation, molecular function: N-acetylglucosaminylphosphatidylinositol deacetylase activity. Gene Ontology annotation, biological process: GPI anchor biosynthetic process.
ACAGUUUGGGAGCGUGUUCUUACACGGAUUGUUUACGGGAACGGUCAAAAUAAUGUAUGUUUACCUGGUUGCUUUCGUGCCUUUGUUCUAUUUGGUUUGGAUAAAAUGCAUAUACGACCGACACCGGCACACUUUGAGGAGCUCGCUGAAAAGUACGAUGAACGUUUCCUCAGAGAGAGACACCGACGGCGCUGACGUCAGAGCUCUGGUGGUUACUGCGCAUCCGGAUGAUGAAUGUAUGUUCUUCGCGCCGACGAUUGUGCGACUCGUUGCAUUAAAUGCCAGCGUCCACCUGCUUUGUUUGUCUGAAGGGAACUACUACAAUCAGGGAGCUCAGCGCAGAGAAGAACUUCUCAGCAGCUGUGCCACGCUGGGGAUACCAGCUUCCAGAGUCACCAUCAUAGACCAUAAAAACCUUCCAGAUGAUCCCAAAGCAGAAUGGAGCAUCUCAUUAGUCUCGUCUGCAGUGCUGAAGCACAUCACAGCACACUCCAUCAACAUGGUGCUGACCUUUGAUGGAAGAGGUGUGAGUGGUCAUGCCAAUCACGUAGCCAUCUAUAAAGCUGUCAGGCAUCUGGCUUCCACUGGUGAACUGCCUAAAGAGUGUGUGCUGCUCUCGCUGGAGACCGUAGGCCUUCUAAGGAAGUACAUCUCCUUCCUGGACCUUCCCUUCAGCUGGCUUCUACCGUCACAUCUCUGCUGUGUUGUUGGUUCCAAGGGCUACAAGCAAGCCAAAGCUGCCAUGCUGUGUCAUCGCACCCAGCUUCUCUGGUUCCGGUACCUCUACAUCACCUUCUCGAGGUACAUGUUCAUCAACACGUUCCAGACGAUUCCACAAGGACCAAAGAACCUGAAGAUCUACUAAACAGAGCCAACCUUUGACGGCGUGCUUGUUUUUAACCUAUCAGCUUAGCAGCCGAAAUAUUUUCCUGGGCGGUUGUUAUCAACAAAAGCAGGCCGCAGCUUUACUGUUACCUUGAAUGACGAGUCGUGUCGAGUGUUUGGGAGACAUAAAGAAUGUUGUUGUCAAGACACUGUAUAAAAUGACAUUACCUGAGAUUGUUACUUUUCUAUUUUUGAUAUAGUGUUCAUUAAAAAAAGAAAGGUUUUAAA